Molecule: messenger RNA, 3244 nt
Organism: Menidia menidia (Atlantic silverside)
Lineage: Eukaryota; Metazoa; Chordata; Actinopteri; Atheriniformes; Atherinopsidae
Source: the annotation of a GenBank genome assembly
CCUCAACAAGUAACGGAACCGGGCGGCAGCGGCAGGGCUCUGGAAAGUUGUUUUACCUGAAAGACAUAACUAGUUGUUAAGACUGAAAAUUAUUUCCGUAUUGUAAUCUUUGGAACUGAGAAGAUUUGACUGUAUCUUAAAGUCUAAACGGCCCUUUAGUUUGCGUCAUGUCUUCCAAACGCAGGCCAAGUGACAGGAGAAAAAGUUUAGCAGCGUAUCGUCGAUAAAAAAAAAAAAAAACGGAGCUCAAUGGAGACCAAAUAACACGCCAAAUGAAGAGAUGAAUUUCGGUGUCCCCGCGAAUUCGCUGCUUCUUCUGCGCGCCUGCGACGAGGGGGACUAUGAAACGGCCCGGGGCAUCCUGGAGCCCGGAGCCCCGAAGGAGUCCGGGCGGCAGAGCAGGCUGCGGUCGGAGGCCGGCUCCGAGUGCCCGGCCGCGGACAUGUUGUCUCUGGUGCCGGUGGACUGCACGGACGAGGAGGGGAACACCGCCCUGCAGUUCGCCUCGGCCAGCGGCCACGAGAACCUGGUUCGGUUCUUGCUCCGGAAGGGGGCCUCGGUGGACAGCCGCAACAACUACGGCUGGACGCCGCUGAUGCAGGCUGCCAGGUUUGGCCACCUGACCGUUGCCCACCUCCUUCUGGAGAACGGGGCCGAGAUAAAUGGUCGCAACAGGCUGGGCGCCAGCGUCCUGACCAUGGCGGCGCGUGGUGGACACGUCCACGUGGUCAAGCUCCUCCUGGAGAGCGGGGCCUUCGUGGAUGACUACGAUCAUCUGGCUGUGGCUGCGGAGGCGGUCCCCAACGGCAACAACAACAACAGCUGCAGGUUGGUUGGUCCAGAGGCUUCUGGAUGGAUUUGGGGGGGGUCUGCUGCUUUGUCUGUGGGGCUGAGGUGGCUGUGGCUGCUCUAUCGCAGCGCGACCGGCUUCGGAUCCGCAGAGGGCUGUCCUCGAGGAGGCGGCGGCAGAGAGUUCAUGGACAUCACGGCUCUGAUGGUGGCGUCCCAGCAUGGACACGAGGCCGCGGUGCGCCUGCUGCUGGAGUGGGGCUCCGACGUCAACUUCUCCCAGAAGACCACCGGCUGGGGGCCGCUGAUGGCAGCCACCCUCAGUGGGAAGGUGGCCGUGACUCAGCAGUUGGUGGAAAGCAGAGCUGACCCAGACCGGGUAAACGUCCUGUCCAAGACAGCUUUCGAACUCGCCAUGCAAUUAAAACAGAAGGAAAUAAAGGCCUACCUGGACUCUAUCACCACCGUCCGACCUCAGACAGACGACGAGAGGAGAAGGCCCGAUGUGUUCAGCGCUCUCAAACUGGGAAAUUCACAGCUGGUCAAAGAGAUCCUGGAGGAGGACGCCGCUCAGGUGAACUCGUCCAAUCAGGACGGGGCGUCGCCCCUCAUGAUGGCGGCGGUCAGCGGCCAGUUGGAGGUGGUGCAGCUGAUGGUGGACAAGAACGCGGACAUAGACAAACAGGACGGCGUUCACGGCUGGACGGCUUUAAUGCAGGCCACUUACCACGGCAAUAAAGACAUUGUCAAAUACCUGCUGAGUCAGGGAGCAGAUGUCAACCUCCGAGCCAAGAACGGAUACACGGCCUUUGAUUUGGUGAUGCUGCUCAAUGAUCCAGAUACUGAGCUGGUCCGCCUGUUGGCCUCCGUGUGCAUGCAAGUGGACAAGGACAAGUCCAAACAUCGCGGCAGGCCCUCAGUUACUCGAUCCAAAAGCAGACAGUCUCUCACCAACGUGCCCGUGCCGCCCGACGAGAAGGGAGGCCUUAAGUCCUGGUGGAGCCGGAUGUCCAACCGCUUCCGGCGGCUGAAGCUGACUCACACCCUGAGGCACGGCCUGUCCACCAGUCGCCUGGCGCCCUUCGCGGACGACGCCGGUGAAACGCCACUGGACGCCACGAUGAAGGCGGGUGCCAAGCCUCCGCCCCUGCCCAACGGGACCCCGACUUCUGCCCCGGGAGCCAGCGACAUCAGCACCGCCUGGGCAGUCCCAAGCAAAGACGGGGGCAAAGCGUCCUCAGAAAAAGAGGACUCUCUAAUAACCACAAUGCUCAGAAGCGGGGCGCCUCUGACCCGGCUGCCCAACGACAAGCUGAAAGCCGUGAUUCCUCCCUUUUUGCCCCCGUCCAACUUUGAGCCGUGGAACUCGGACCGCUCGCGCGUCCUCAGAGGAGGGAAAAGCGAGGCGCCCCGUCUGCCCAUGCCCCCUCAAAGGAAGCUAAACAGCAGCGGGAACUCUGAUUUUACGUCCAUCAGCCGUGUGGUUAACAGGUCUAUUAAGUUUCCCAGCAUCUCUAAAGGACCCUCCUCAACCUCUCCCUCUAACUCUGGCCACUACCACUCCCCCCACUCUUCCGGAGGCUCCAACGGAGUGGCAGGGCUCAAUCGGGACUCUCACAACCGUUCAGGGGGCAGCGCAGACAGCGUCCUCUCCCAGAUAGCAGCUCAGAGGAAAAGAGCAGCGGGGCUGAUGGACCCCAAGGCCCAAGCUCCAGAGAAACCGCCCGGUCAGACGCAGAUCCCGACCCCUCCGGCCCCAGGCCCGCCCCCCCCGGACAUCAGCCUCCCCGACAUCCCCCCGCACCCCAGCCUGGUCGCCUCAGACAUCCACUCUCGAAGGAAAAUGGAGCUGAAGAAGAGGCCUCAGUCAGGGAAUUCCUCCACUUCCAAGAGCACGUCACCCACUCUGACGCCCUCCCCGUCGCCCACGCCCAAGAUGCCCCCCGGCCCGGGGGACUCUUUGUCCUCGGCCUCAUCCCACCCACGCUCCAAGAGCAGCGGGGGCUCCAGCAGCGGAACCAUCACCGAUGAAGAUGAGCUAUCCAGUAUUUUGAAGAAACUCUCCCUAGAGAAGUAUCAGCCUAUAUUUGAGGAACAAGAGGUGGACAUGGAAGCCUUUCUUACUCUGACAGACGGUGACCUGAAGGAGCUGGGCAUUAAAACAGACGGGCCCAGGCAACAGAUCCUAGCUGCCAUAUCAGAGCUAAAUGCCGGAAAGGGCAGAGAGAGGCAGAUCCUCCAAGAGACCAUCCAUAACUUCCAGUCCUCUUUCGGCAGCAGUGCCAGCAACCCACGGCAGGCGGCGCAGCAACGCUCCCCAACAACCUGGACGAGACACCAGGUCCGUACCUCCAGCAAGAGGUAACCUCGCCCUCCAGCGGGAGGUCUCGCCGGGGGGAGGAGAUGCGGGAGCGGCUCCCCGCAGAGGUACGAUUAAUGCCCAGUCCCCUCGUGC